This is a messenger RNA of Dracunculus medinensis (Guinea worm), 1581 nucleotides long. NCBI's taxonomy places the organism in Eukaryota, Metazoa, Nematoda, Chromadorea, Rhabditida, Dracunculidae. The record is from the annotation of a GenBank genome assembly.
AUGUUCAAUUUUCAGAUACUUCGACAUUUUUCAAAACGACAACUGAAAAGUUUUUCAUUGAAUAUAAGUCAAAAGGAUGCUAAAAUAAUGUUGAAUAUUGUGAAGCACAACAAUAUGCCUUUGAUUUUUAUUAAAGGCGAUUGUGUUGGCGGUUUGGCUGAAUUGCUGGCACUGGACCAAAAAGGAGUUCUCGAUAGUUGGUUGGCAAAGCAUGAUUAUGAUCUUGCUGUUAUUGGUGGUGGUUCUGGUGGAUUAGCUGCAGCUAAGGAAGCAGCGCGGUUGAAUAAAAAAGUCGUUUGUCUUGAUUUUGUGAAACCUUCAACGAUGGGAACAACAUGGGGACUUGGCGGAACUUGUGUAAAUGUUGGAUGUAUCCCUAAAAAACUGAUGCAUCAAGCUGCUUUGCUUGGCGAGUCUAUAAAAGAUGCAAAAAAAUUCGGGUGGACUAUACCUGAAGGACGAAUUACUUUCAACUGGCAAGAAUUAAUAAAAGGCGUUCAAGAUCAUAUUGCUUCUCUAAAUUGGGGUUAUCGAGUUCAGCUUAGAGAACGAUCGGUCACUUAUGUAAAUGCGUAUGCAUCGUUCACUGGUUUUCAUGAAAUUUCCGCUGUGAACAAAAAAGGAAAAAUCGAAAAGAUCACUGCUGAUCGUUUCUUGAUCGCCACCGGUUUGAGGCCUCGCUUUCCAGAUGUGCCUGGUGCAAAAGAAUGCUGUAUCAGUAGUGAUGAUUUAUUUUCACUGCCGUAUAAUCCAGGUAAAACUUUGUGUGUAGGUGCCUCAUAUAUUUCACUGGAAUGUGCGGGAUUUCUUAAUGGACUUGGCAAUGAUGUUACGGUAAUGGUUCGAUCAAUAUUAUUGCGCGGUUUCGAUCAAGAUUUAGCUGAAAAGAUUCGUAAAAUUAUGUUAGAGCAAGGUGUUAAAUUUGUGCCAGCUGUGCCUGUGAAAUACGAACGAAUUCAAGAACCGACUGAUAGUAAACCUGGGGUAGUGCGUGUUUAUACCGAACGUAUAUUAGAAGAUGGUACCAAGGAAACAGUAACAGAUGAGUUUAAUACAGUUUUAAUGGCAAUCGGCAGAGAUGCGGUAACUGAUGAUCUAGGUCUUGAUACGAUCAAUGUAGAACGCAGCAAAACAGGAAAGAUCAUUGGUCGGCGAGAGCAAAGUAUAAGCUGUCCUUAUGUUUAUGCAAUUGGUGAUGUAUUGAGUGGAUGUCCUGAACUAACUCCUGUCGCGAUUCAAGCCGGUCGUGUAUUAAUGAGGAGAAUUUUUACUGGAAAUUCCGAAUUGACUGAAUAUGAUAGUAUUCCUACGACCGUCUUUACUCCACUCGAAUACGGUUGUUGUGGUCUAUCAGAAGAAAAAGCUAUUGAAUUAUAUGGUAAAGAUAAUAUAAAUGUUUAUCAUAACAAGUUUAUUCCGUUAGAGUAUACAGUACCUGAAAGAACAGAAAAAGAUCACUGCUACUGCAAGCUGGUUUGCCUAAAAAAUCAACAAGAUCUUGUUCUGGGAUAUCAUAUUCUUGCUCCUAAUGCUGGUGAAAUUACUCAAGGCUUUGCAAUUGCUUUCAAAUUUAUUAUGUAA